Messenger RNA from Microplitis mediator, 437 nucleotides. RefSeq lists its product as uncharacterized. The record is from RefSeq and is a predicted model, not a curated record. Bases 54 to 416 code for a protein of 120 amino acids. NCBI's taxonomy places the organism in Eukaryota, Metazoa, Arthropoda, Insecta, Hymenoptera, Braconidae. The transcript is spliced from 2 exons.
UACUUAAAAGAAAGAAAAUUUUACAUUUAAAAAAUAAAAAUAUGAAAUAAAAAAUGUUUGUGGUUGCAGAGAAGUUGAGAGAUUUACAGGCUGUAACUCAUCUAGAGCUCCUAUUAUUAUUGAGUGGUGAACCAGUUAUACGUCAUCCCCGGAGCGAGAGCUUAAAAAGAGAUGAAGCGAUUAAAAAUGCUUGGCUACUAUAUGAUAGCAACAUUUUAGAUAUACCGAAUUUCCUAGCUUAUGCUAGUUAUUUUCUAACACCAACAUAUCUACAUGAAAAUUUGAAUGAUAUGGACGGUAGAACAGACGACGAGGAAGAAAUUUUCGAAAUAGGAGGUAUCAUUCUUCGACCGAUGGAGGAGUACCUUAGGAUGGAAGUCUUCCAAGAAUUAAAUUUAAUUAUUCAAAAUGAAUAAAUUAUACUUUUAAUUUUAUAU